AUGCCUCCCACAGUGGUAUGCCUCCCAUUUCCGACUGCAAACGGCACGCAGGAACAGCACACCGAAGAUGCUCCUUCCAAUCACCAGAGCGAAAACCACAUCCGCUCUGACAUUCUCCAUGCCCGUAUAAAGAAGAAGGUCAUGACACCCGAGAGAGCAGCUGCGCCCGCCAGGCCGCGUCGCAGCCAGGUUCAAGCUGCCCAGUCCACGCCGGAAAGGAUGCCAUCGCUGUCAGAAUCAGCCACGGAGAGUGAAGGGGGGAAUGCUGCUACCGCGCACACGCCGGCAACUACGCCUUCAAUUAAUGGGUCUGCUUUGAAGCGUAAGCGAACUGAAGUUCCCAAUUCGAAUUCCGAGGAAGAGCCUCGCCCGGCCCCCAAGCGCAAAGGCGGCAGGAAGAGGCAAUCUCAAGGCCAUAUUCAAAGCCCAAAAAAGGCCGUGAAGGCGGUGGAGGAGAAGGAAGAUGAAAUUACAUGGGAGGUAGAACGCAUCGUCGGCGAUCGUAUCGAGGCCGAUACCUAUAUCCACUGGUACCAGGUGAAGUGGAAAGGCUAUUCAACCAAGCACAACACGUGGGAGCCCAAGAAGAACCUGACCACCUGCCAGGGCCUGAUCGAAGACUUCGAAAGGCUCGAAAAGAAGGAAUCAAUAGGCAAGAAGAAGUAA
Akanthomyces muscarius is the source of this 666-nucleotide messenger RNA. RefSeq lists its product as uncharacterized. Bases 1 to 666 code for a protein of 221 amino acids. Gene Ontology annotation, biological process: negative regulation of transcription by RNA polymerase II; chromatin organization. Gene Ontology annotation, cellular component: pericentric heterochromatin. The transcript is spliced from 2 exons. Gene Ontology annotation, molecular function: chromatin binding. Lineage: Eukaryota; Fungi; Ascomycota; Sordariomycetes; Hypocreales; Cordycipitaceae. The record is from RefSeq and is a predicted model, not a curated record.